CUUUUUACGCUUCCUUCACUCCCUGAAGGCCCCCCAGGAGUGGGUUCCCAGAGUCCAGAAAGAUCCAUGACAGCACGCGGCAUGCAACGCUCCAAUAAACGCAGGCACUUGUCUCGGGAGAGGUCUCCUAGCAAGCGCACCAAGCGCCACGCAAAUCACGACGGUUCGAAGGGGUUUGAUUCACUCCCGGACGAACUGAUCCUGCACAUUGUCCAUCACGCCCUCCGGAGCCAGAAUCGUGUGUCCACGUUGACCAGUUUUGCCUUGACAAGCCGCCGUCCCUCCCGCAUUGUAACGCCAAUUCUGUACACAACAUGCAACAAUUCUACCGGAGACUCAGCAAAGUUCUUGCGCACAAUCAUCAACGCGCCGCAUCUAGCCAAUAUGAUCUCGGACAUCCACUGGGUCUAUGGCCGGCAGGACGACAUGAAACUUCUCGACAGCCAACUCGACCAUACCGAGCGCCGAGAACUAUACCACAAGCUCAAUGACCCUGGCCCCUCGAGCACCGGCACCGGCAGCAGCGUGUUCGCGCCCAGCAACAUUUUCGUACCCAGAAAAUCUCGGGAUUACCUGGUGGCUGUUAUGCUGCUUGCCCCGAAGCUUUCCUUCCUCGAUAUCAGCGACGGAUUGAUGCAAUUUCCUUUGGCGUUCUAUGGCCUGGGCUGUCUACGGUCGCUGCGAGAGAUGAGCGAGGUCAGAUACAUGGAUGUGGAGCUGAAGGCGUUUAGAAGGCCCAUGGAUGAAACCCAAGGACAGUAUACGACGAGCCUGGCGGACCACCUCCCCGCAAAUAUCGAGCACCUGGAUCUCUUUAUCGAGGGGAAAGGCGGAGAUUCUUGGAUGGAAGGGCUCGAAGACCUCGCGCGGUCCUGCAGGCUCCGAUUAUCGGCAUUAAAAAGACUUGAGGUGUACCAUGUUCUUGGUACGGUUCAGUACUCUGAGACGGACCAGAAGAGGCUUAUGGAUGCUUUUGAAGAGGAGGGUAUAAAAUUGGAGUUCCGCUUCGUCAGGGAUGACGACGAGCUUGGGCUCUGGACGAGAUGA
Messenger RNA from Trematosphaeria pertusa, 1047 nucleotides. RefSeq lists its product as uncharacterized. The transcript is spliced from 3 exons. The coding region runs from base 67 to 1047 and encodes 326 amino acids. The record is from RefSeq and is a predicted model, not a curated record. Lineage: Eukaryota; Fungi; Ascomycota; Dothideomycetes; Pleosporales; Trematosphaeriaceae.